Drosophila willistoni is the source of this 1338-nucleotide messenger RNA. RefSeq lists its product as uncharacterized. The record is from RefSeq and is a predicted model, not a curated record. NCBI's taxonomy places the organism in Eukaryota, Metazoa, Arthropoda, Insecta, Diptera, Drosophilidae.
AUGUGUUCCGUGCACAUUUUUGGCUCUUUGGCCAUUUUGUUGCUACUAGGAAAUGGCGGUGAAAGCGAGAGUCCCAACCACAGUGACUAUUAUUUUGGCAAUGCGAGCAUGAAGCUCAUUGAAGGUUUUCGUGAUUUUGAGCCACGCUAUCAAAGCGAACGUCAAUUAGUCCGUGAGGAGCGUGAGGGUCGUGGAUUCCAUUUCCAUGCUAGUGGCCAGGAUGUUAGUGUGGAACUGGAAUUUAUUGUGCCAUUCUUCAGAGUCCCAGUUAAGCGCAGCAUGAAUUUCGCCCGAAAUGCUUUCCAAAGUAUACUAAAUCUCCGAACUGGAGCUAUUAUUAAUACCGCAGUUAUUGUGGCAGCAGGAGCCAUCAUAACUGCAGUAGUACGCUUGAUUUUGGCUCCACUGGUGAUUACCUCUCUAAAUAAUGGUGGCUAUAUCUUCAAAUCGGAUAAAACUAUCAAAAGAGGAAUGCGAGGCUUGACCGAUGCAGUGGAAUCCCAGUUGGAAGAGCACAAUAUUGAUAUGACAGCUUGUAUGCAGCGUUAUAUAGAGAGUAGUUCAUCCUCCACUCCUGUAAGGCUUAUACAUGUAUUGGCCAAUAGUGUUGUGAUUUGGGCAGCCAGUGGAGAGGAAUCGAUCCUCCAGCAGCAAUACCAACAACAACAGCAUCAUCAAAAACCUCAGCAACAUCAUCACAAUCAACGAUUCAAAUUGGUAUCCUUCGAUGCGGUUAACAAAGAUAUAGCCCUGGGUUUGGAUUAUCUAGUGCCGUUUCUUGAGGUGCCCAUCAAACGCAAACGCAAUGCUCCUCCCAGGCCUUUACUUGUCAUUAACUCUGCUGCCUUGGUAAGCUGUGGUUUGGUUGCUGCCGGUGGUCUUUUGGUGGGUCAUCUAAUCCGAAGCAUGGGCUUGGAGUCCAUUGUACCAGAUAAACCACCACAACAUAUGAACAAUAUGAAUGGAAAUACUACUAGACCACAGUCUGCUGAAGAAAUGUUGUCAACAACAGAGACAGAGACAACUCGUGGCUCUUUUGACCAAGAACAAAACUUUUUCAAACUCUUCGAUCAAGUUAAAUUGGUUUAUCGCAAUAACACUGGCCAAAGAAUGGAACUCAGUCUGCCGAGUGCUUUGAAUACAGUGGAGCAGACUCUAUCCGAAAAUGAUGUAAACCUUUUCGUCUGUAUGCUCAAGGCUAUUUGCUCGUUGUUAGCCUGGUUGGAGCAAUCACCCAUAGGUGAAGCACACUGUCAGGAUAAAUAUCCACGUUGCAAAUGGAAUGCCCCAGAAGAGCAGCUCCUGCAACUUGUGCAAAAUAAUGUGCAGUUUAAUUAA